GCGGCGCUCGCGAUUUUGUCAUCAGAAGGCGCCGUCGCAUCUCCGUUGCCAUGGGUUCAGACGCCACCGCCCCCCGCGUCUCCGGUAAAUGUGCGUCAUCACGAGCCGCCCGCAUCACCGUUCCCAUGGCGAUAGGCUCCGCCCCCUCGCGGCGCCCGCAGUGUUACGUCAUCAGAAGGCGCCGCGGGCGCGGUCAUGGCGGACCCGGCCCGGGAUGUGCUCGGUGCCGCCGCCGCCGCACCGGAGCCCCCCACGGGCUCCUCCCCGCCCGCCAGCGGCGAUGGGGCCGCGGCUGCGGGCGAAGCGGCCGCCGCGGAGGGAGCGGGAGAAGGCGAGGUGGGGGAAGCCGGUGGUGCUGGCGAGCUGAAGGCGGAGGUGGCGGACGGGGAGGUGAGGAGCGCGGACGGGGAGGCGGCGGACGCGGAGGAGCCGGGGCUGCAGGCGGGUGCGGCCAGGAAGGUGAAGCUGGAGCUGAAGGAACGGAAGGAGAAGAAGCAGAAGGUGGACGAGGACGAGAUCCAGAAGAUGCAGAUCCUGGUCUCCUCCUUCUCCGAGGAGCAGCUGAACCGCUAUGAGAUGUAUCGGCGCUCUGCCUUCCCCAAGGCCGCCAUCAAACGGCUGAUCCAGUCCAUCACCGGCACCUCGGUGUCCCAGAACGUCGUCAUCGCCAUGUCGGGCAUCUCCAAGGUGUUCGUUGGGGAGGUGGUGGAGGAAGGUGCUGAAGUGACCACCCUGCUCCUGCUGUGGGCCCUGGCGAGCACAGCUGGCCAAGAACACAACAAGGAAGGGUGAAAGAAGCAGAAACCCCAGCAUGGACCCUCUCCAGAAGUCACCACAAAAGCUGGAGGCUGAAAGCCACCCAGAGAUGAGGAGACAUGGGGUGUCUACCCCACAUCUGACCUGGUGUUGGUGGGCUGACCAUGGCCUGGCUCAGUGCAGCAUUCCCAGGCCAGAGCAGAGCAAACUCCUCCUCAUUCCCCCCAUUUCUCUCAGCCAGGCCCCUCUGUCCCUCCCUCUGCCCAGUCUCUGCAGUCACAGCUGGUUUCAGUCCUGGACUUGGACCCGUUUGGCAGCGAAAUGACCAAACCUGCCCUGCUGGUGCUGGUGCCCUGUCCCUGGCAGUGUCAGAGCUGGAACAGGGGGUUGUACUUCCUGAUCUCCUGCAGAAGGCGAGCCUUGUCCAUGUUGGCUUCUGCCAGGGCCAGUUUCAUGGUCUGGAGCUCCCUCUGCAACUCUGGCACUUGCUUGAGCUGCAGGAGACAAGCAGAGAACAAGGCAGGAGUCUUCAAGGUACACAGUGAGCUGCUCCAAGGAAAACCAAAGCAGGAACUUUUGGGAUCAGUUACACAGCGAGACACAACCACACUGACAGAAAUUCUCUUUUUGGGAACAUCUCGAGUCCUGUUUUUCCAACAAGGAACUGGACACAGUGGGGAAGAUGGAGCCAAUCAGAAAACAACCCCCAACCAGAUUCUGAAAGGGAACAAGUGAGUUCAUGCUGGGCAAGGUGCCCUCACUCCUCAAAACACUCAUGGGAGGAGGCACAGGCUGCUCCUUGGGGCACUCCCUUCCUGCAGCUCACCACACCUGCCCAGGACUGCAAACACACCAAGGCAAAAGAGAAUUUCCAGCGCUCUGUUGUCCAGGCAGCAGUGACUCACCUGCAGCCCACGUGCUCCUGCUGCUGGGGCUGGUGAGACAGACUCUGAUGAGGCCUUCUGCUCCUCAGGGACUGACACAGGUUUUUCCUGUUUCACUGAGUCCUUCCCCUGGGGAGCUGGAAAGCAACAGAACCCACUCAGGUGUGGACAUUCACACACAGGGCUCUCAGAACAAAAAAAAAAAAAAAAAAACAAAAACCCUUAAUUAAUUUAUUUCCUUUUUUAUUCCCCCACUUGUUACACAGGGAAAUAAAAUUCUCUUUCCCCUUUUGCAAUGGAGAAAUAAAAGGUAAU
This is a messenger RNA of Agelaius phoeniceus (red-winged blackbird), 1955 nucleotides long. The record is from RefSeq and is a predicted model, not a curated record. NCBI's taxonomy places the organism in Eukaryota, Metazoa, Chordata, Aves, Passeriformes, Icteridae.